Messenger RNA from Elaeis guineensis (African oil palm), 1308 nucleotides. NCBI's taxonomy places the organism in Eukaryota, Viridiplantae, Streptophyta, Magnoliopsida, Arecales, Arecaceae. The record is from RefSeq and is a predicted model, not a curated record.
CGUCAUCUCUGUUCUCUUUACUCCCGUCAUCGUCUUUGUUGUCUUUGCUUCGACUGCUCUUCAUCGCGGUGAAAUAGAAAGGGUGAGAGAGAGUGAGAGAGAAGGGGAAGUCCAGUUCCCGUUCGCGCUUCCCUCGGAAAACAUUUCUCGAGAUUCAUUCAAAGAGACCAUGCCUCGCCGCGACGACCCCAACCCCUUCGACGAGGAAGAAGUCAAUCCCUUCUCGAAGGGUGCAGGUCCUGGUUCAAAAUUGCAUCUUCCUUCACUGUCAUCAUUGCAUCUGGGUUUUGGCAACAAACAUGAUGCUACUGUGGACAUACCCCUGGAGACGACGAAUGAUUCGAAGAAGAAGGCAAAAGAACUUGCAGGAUGGGAAGCGGAUCUGAAAAGGAGAGAAAUGGACAUUCAACGCAGGGAAGAUGCUUUGUCAAAUGCUGGUGUUUCUACCGAGGAGAAAAACUGGCCCCCAUUUUUCCCUAUCAUCCAUCAUGACAUAUCUAAGGAGAUACCAAUCCAUGCUCAGAAGUUGCAAUAUCUGGCUUUUGCAAGCUGGCUGGGGAUAGUUCUUUGUCUUGUAUGGAAUGUCAUUGCGGUGACUGUCUGUUGGAUUAAAGGAGGAGGGGUUAAAAUCUUUUUCCUUGCGACAAUUUAUGCUUUACUUGGAUGCCCUCUUUCAUAUGUGCUGUGGUACAGGCCUCUUUAUCGUGCAAUGAGGACUGAUAGCGCCGUGAAGUUUGGCUGGUUUUUCCUUUUAUACCUGUUCCACAUUGGCUUCUGCAUCUUUGCUGCUAUUGCUCCUCCAAUUGUAUUCCAUGGAAAGUCAUUGACAAAGUUUACAUGUAUUUCAGAGGGCAGAAAUGAAGUUGGUGCAGGGAGCAAACUCGAAACCUCUAAUUCGUCAUCCUGUUGCUUGAGCUGUCUGCACUCUAUAUACAUGUUUUGCUAUAUUUCCUGUAUUUCUCCCCUUUUUUCCUUUUUUAAAAAGAUUUGUUGUUUGACGAAGAGGUUCCGAUGCUUGGGAGAGUAUAAAAAAUGAUUCUAAUUCUUCUGUUCAUUUUCUGUGUCAAUAAGGUCUCAUCUGCCUCUUGCCUGAAGUCUGGGUUAUUAAUUUGAAGAUUAAUGUUUCUGUUGCAUUUUCCGAGAUGGUUGUCUGGUGACCUGUGUAGUUGCUCCAGCUGCCAAAAGGUUUCCAGAAGACUUUGGGUUGAUCUAAGAUGUCAAGUAUUGCUUUGGUUUGAGCCUUGUUGAGUGGGGUUUGGCUGUUUGGGGUACACCUGUGAAAGGCAUAUGGAAUCAAGCGUUGUGUCA